AUGUCUGCAAUGGAUAUAGAUUCAAACGACGUUUCCACCGUCUUAGCCACAAUAAGACUGGAACUAGAUAACUCCGAAUUAAUCUCCUUGUUCUAUCAAUUGGAAGAUUAUUAUGAACGUAAAUUAUGGCAUCAAUUAACUCAACAAUUGGAUGAGUUUUACUACAAGUUUGACCAAGAUCAAAUCUCAGCCGAAUUGAAACACAAGAUUUAUACACAAUUUAUUCAACAAUUUGCCAUGAAGUUGAAUUUAAUCAAAGUUGUCGAUUUCUUAAUUGCUUCGGGGUUUAAUGAUGAAACUACAUUGGAUAAAUUGACAAGUUUGAAACAAGAAUACAUCAAGUAUCUCAAACGGGAAAACAAUUUCAAAGAUAAUGAAGAUGGGUCAGAAGAUCCCGAGUUCACAACACUUUUAUUUAAUGAUGAAUCAUUAAUUUAUAUUGAUUUACAAAUUAGUCGUUAUUACUUGUACUUGAAACAAUUUGAACAAAGUGAAUCAACAAUGGCCAAAAUUGAGCUGAAGUUUGAUAAUUUAAAUAAUGAUUUAAGUGCAAAGAUUAAUGCUGCUUAUUACUUGACUAAAUCAUUGGAGUAUAAAUUACAUGACAAUUAUAAUGCUUAUUAUACAAAUGGAUUAUUAUUUCUUUCUUCAGUACCUUCAUUAACAUCAGAAGAAAAAGUCAAAUUAUGCUAUGAUUUAUGUAUUGCUGCGUUAUUGGGUGAUAAAGUUUACAAUUUCGGUGAGUUAAUCUUGCAUGAUAUCUUGCAAGAAAUUGCCGCUGAAGAUUCACCAUAUAAUUGGUUAUACAACUUAAUUCAUGCAUUAAAUGCUGGUGAUUUAUCCCAAUUCAACCAUUGGUUAUCCAUUGCAUUUACCAAAUCACCUCAAUUACGACUGCAUCAAGUGUUUAUUAAACAAAAGAUUAUUAUAAUGGCAUUAUUGGAAUUAAUUUCGACAAAGUCAACCACAAAUAAACGUAUCACAUUUAAGGAAAUCAGUGAGUUUACGGGAACUCCUUUGAACGAUGUUGAACAUUUGAUUAUUAAAUGCUUUUCAUUGAAGUUGAUCCAGGGUUAUAUCAACCAAAUCGAUGAAAUAUUGGUUAUAACUUGGUUACAACCAAGAAUAUUGAAUUUAAAACAAGUUUAUAACUUGUAUACUCAUUUGGUUGAUUGGGAUCAUAAAGUUGAACAGUUGGGUAAUCUUGUGUAUCAAAGCGGAGGAACCGUAUGGGCUGGUAUAUAG
Molecule: messenger RNA, 1245 nt
Organism: Lodderomyces orthopsilosis Co 90-125
Lineage: Eukaryota; Fungi; Ascomycota; Pichiomycetes; Serinales; Debaryomycetaceae
Product: proteasome regulatory particle lid subunit
Exons: 1
Coding region: 1-1245 (414 amino acids)
Biological process (GO): ubiquitin-dependent protein catabolic process
Cellular component (GO): nucleus; cytosol; proteasome regulatory particle, lid subcomplex
Molecular function (GO): structural molecule activity
Source: RefSeq, a predicted model, not a curated record